CCUGCCUACCUGUCUUUUGAUAUUUUCGCAAAUUGAUGUGAUAUCUGCACUUUGAUCGCCCCCAAACCAACCCCCAAAGAUGGCCUCUUUCAGCAACUACCCCGUGGCCCAGGAGUGUCCCCAUACAGAAUACAAACACGAGUCGGACAACAACCCCGUCCUGAGGGGCCUUCCUUUGGCCGUCGCGGCGACCAUCGUCAACAACUCGCCCUACCUGCAGCGCUUCUUCUGGGCCAACGCCAAGUUUGGGACCAUCAAGGACAUUGCUAGCCUGAACGAUGUGGACUACAGAUUCCAGCCCACCGUCAUCCCCCUUCCGGACGCCGGCGUCACGGCCGCGACGGCCGCGGAGCUGACGGCCUCGGAGGACCCGGCGCACCCGCGGCAGGCGGCCGACCUCGCCGGGCGCUUCCACUCUGCGGCCGACUACCACGCCGCCUACCGGGACGGCUCGGCGACGCCGGUGCAGGUGGCGCAGGCGCUGCUCCGGCUGAUCCGCGGGGGCCCGGAGGGGCACGCCACGGCGUGGACGGCGUGCAAGGAGGACGGCGUGCUGGCGGACGCGCGGGCGUCGGCGGCGCGGUGGGCGGCGGGCGAGCCGCUGGGCCUGCUGGACGGGGUGCCGUUCGGCGCAAAGUGCGACACGGACGUGGCCGGCUUCGUCUCGACCUACGGCAUGCGGCCCGACCCGGCCCGCUACGCCUUCUUCCGCAAGGUGGCCGACAAGACGCUGUGGCCCGUCCGGAAGCUGCAGGAGGCCGGGGCCGUGCUGGUCGGGCACAUGAAUAUGCACGAGGUCGGCAUGGAUACCACGGGAUGUAAUCCCGCAAUAGGGACUCCUGUCAACUGGUACAACAAGUCUUACUACCCCGGCGGCUCGUCAUCCGGCGCUGGCUCUGCAGUUGGCGCGGGCGUCGUCCCAAUCGCUGUCGGCACCGACGCAGGAGGCAGUAUCCGUAUCCCCUCAUCCUACAAUGGUGUCUAUGGCCUAAAGGUCACCCACCACCGCACAGUCGCCAUGAACUCGAGCGUCUGCGUAACUGGCCCCCUGGCCGCCACCGUGGCUGACCUGGCUCUCGCGUACCGCGUCAUGGCCCAACCGAACCCAGAGUGCCCCGUCCAGGGCCAGUUCGCGCCGCCUCAUCCCUCGUCUGCGGCAGCAGCGGCCGCUGCCGGGGGGCCGAGCAAGAAGGUCCUGGGAAUCUGUCGCGAGUGGAUCGCCGUCUCGGACCCCGUCGUCCGCGAGCACUUUGACGCGGCGGUCGAGCACCUGCGGACCAAGGCCGGGUACGAGGUGGUGGACAUCAAGCUGCCGUACCUGCGCGAGGGCCAGCUCGCGCACGCGGCCACGUGCCUGGCCGAGGCGGCCGACUCGGCGCGCGCGCGGGUGCGGCCCGGCGAGGGCCACUGGACCGACCUGAUCGGGCACGCGAACCGGGUGCUCCUGACGGCGGGCCAGCACGCCGGCGCGCUCGACUACCUCAAGUACGCGCAGAUGCGCGAGGUCCUGAUGCGCCACCUCGCCUUCCUUUUUGCCGAGCACCCGGGCCUGCUCGUCGUGACGCCCACGACGCCCAAGGCCGGCUGGAAGGCCGUGGCCGGGGACGAGGCCCGCGGCUUCAACGACGGCAACCGCAGCAUCCUCAACAUGACGUACAUCUGGCUCGCCAACUCGUCGGGCUGCCCGUCCGCCUCGGCGCCCAUGGGAUACGCCGACCCGGAGCAGGGCGAGGGGAGAGUCCCGAUCGGCAUCAUGGCCAUGGGCCGCUGGGGCGCCGAGGAGCAGGUGCUCGACUGGGCCGGCGACGUCGAGGCGUACAUCAACGGUGGGGGGUAUGAGGGUGGCAGGGUCAAGCCGGCAGGCUGGGUCGAUGUGCUCGAGGCGGCCAAGAGGGGCUUGGGCAAGGGGAAGGGUGGUGAUGAUGGGAACGAGGCCUGAUGUGUAUCUAGUAGCGAUGGGGGUCGAGGUAAAAGACAGGACAAGGAGAGGAAAGGGGGCCGAAUACAAGCCAAGGGUUAGGGUAGCUGUAAGACCUCUGCUGGCACCCUUGUCGGCCCAUAGAAAUUCUUUAUCGAUAGCGCUGCUCGGGGCGGUAAGACGCGAUUUUGGCAGUAAAGUGAGAAAAAAAAGUUCGCGGCCCCACCAAUCGAUAUCUUUUUUCCAAUCCAGUCGC
Messenger RNA from Gaeumannomyces tritici R3-111a-1, 2174 nucleotides. RefSeq lists its product as hypothetical. Lineage: Eukaryota; Fungi; Ascomycota; Sordariomycetes; Magnaporthales; Magnaporthaceae. The record is from RefSeq and is a predicted model, not a curated record. The transcript has 6 exons. Gene Ontology annotation, molecular function: catalytic activity. Bases 80 to 1939 code for a protein of 619 amino acids.